Molecule: messenger RNA, 2481 nt
Organism: Budorcas taxicolor (takin)
Lineage: Eukaryota; Metazoa; Chordata; Mammalia; Artiodactyla; Bovidae
Gene: PTPDC1
Product: protein tyrosine phosphatase domain containing 1
Exons: 9
Coding region: 1-2481 (826 amino acids)
Biological process (GO): protein dephosphorylation; cilium assembly
Molecular function (GO): protein tyrosine/serine/threonine phosphatase activity
Source: RefSeq, a predicted model, not a curated record
AUGCUCACAUCUCAGUGUAACUUCAUCAUGGAGCAGGCUGGCGCUGACAUCUCGCCUCCAGCUCUUCCCUCCUGGAAGCCCAGCACCAUGCAGGAUCCACCCCGGAGGCUCUCUGCUGUGCCAUUCCUCAGCUCCUUUUUCGAGGGUCGUCGCCACUCUGCCUCCGACCCUAUCCUGCGGCUGCAGCAGGGGCGGCGCAGCUCUGCUGCCAAGGUGCUGUCCUCGUCCUCUCUCCAGGUGAUGGUGGCCAUGUCCUCUGUCAGCUGUGCUGAGAGAAACCCAACUUGCCCUGAGAGAAAAAGAAAUUCAGGACGUCCAACGCCAAAAUAUACAAAAGUUGGAGAGCGUUUGCGGCAUGUCAUUCCUGGACAUGUGGCCUGUUCUGUGGCAUGUGGUGGCAAAGCUUGCAAGUAUGAAAAUGCAGCUCGCUGGAGUGAACAGGAACAAGCUGUUAAAGGGGUCUACUCGUCCUGGGUCACUGAUAAUAUCCUGGCCAUGGCACGCCCAUCCACUGAGGUCCUGGAGAAGUUCUGUAUCAUUGAGCAGUUCCGAAGCCAUGGGAUAAAAAGUAUCAUUAACCUGCAGCGUCCUGGUGAGCAUGCCAGCUGUGGGAACCCUCUGGAACAAGAAAGUGGCUUCACAUAUCUUCCUGAAGCUUUCAUGGAGGCUGGCAUUUAUUUCUACAACUUCGGAUGGAAGGAUUAUGGUGUAGCGUCCCUUACCACCAUCUUAGAUAUGGUGAAGGUGAUGACAUUUGCCUUACAAGAAGGAAAAGUAGCUAUCCAUUGUCAUGCAGGGCUUGGUCGAACAGGUGUUUUAAUAGCAUGUUACUUAGUUUUUGCAACAAGAAUGACUGCUGACCAAGCAAUUAUAUUUGUUCGGGCAAAGCGACCUAAUUCCAUACAAACUCGAGGACAGUUACUCUGUGUAAGGGAAUUUACUCAGUUUCUGAUUCCUCUUCGCAAUAUAUUCUCUUGCUGUGACCCCAAGGCACAUGCUGUCACCCUAGCACAGUAUCUCAUUCGUCAGCGGCAUCUGCUUCACGGAUAUGAGGCACGACUUCUGAAACACAUACCCAAAAUUAUCCACCUUGUUUGCAAAUUGCUGCUGGACUUAGCUGAGAACAGGCCAGUGGUGACAGAAGAAGUGGCCGACAUACCUGGCCUCUCAGCUGAAAUUGAAAAGACUGUUUCUGAGAUGAUCACAAGGCAGCUGGAUAAGGAGUUACUGAGACAUGACAGUGAUGCAUCAGACACUUUCACCCCCAAUGCAGUGGUGAUGGAUUUUGAGAAUCAGGAUGUGGUUCUUUCCAGUGAGCAAGAGUUGGACCCUCUUUGGAAGAGGCGGAAUGUCGAGUGUCUUCAGCCCCUGGCUCAUCUGAAAAGGCAGCUCAGCUACAGUGACUCAGAUUUAAAAAGGCCCGAGUCGCUUCUGGAGCAAGGGAGGACUCCAUGGACAGUGCCUGCCCAAGCCUUGCUUUGCCAUAAUCCCAGGCAGCAGAAGCACAUAAGCCGUUGUUACUACCCACAGUCUCCACAACUAGAUUUAAAUAAGGAAACGCUGGUCCGCAAUACAUUUUCUUUCUGGAAUCACAGUAAAUUUGGAGUCCCAGAGGGACUCAAAGAUGAUGGGUCAUCAAUUUUCCAUAGGACGAGCAUUCCAAAGGAAGUACAGAGAAGUAGAACCUUCUCUUCAGGAAUUUCAGGUUCAUACAACCCUGGGGAACCAGUCGCACCAAACUUUGCAAAUAUUCCUAAGGGACCAAACUGUUCUCAACAGAAAGUGUACCACUGUGAGUGUGAAAGUCACGGUGGUCGUGGCCCAAGCUCUGUUGCAGAGGAUGGUGAGACUUGCCGCCGCCCUGUGGACUGUGGGUCCAGUCCCAAAGCACAGUUCUUGGGGAAUGAAACCCAGAACAGCAAAUACCUGUCUGAAGUUGCUGCACAUAUGGCUUUACAGUCUGAGUUGAGUAUUGAAGCAAGGAGAAUACUGGCAGCCAAAGCCCUGGCAAAUUUAAAUGAGAUUGCAGAAAAGGAGGAAGUGAAAAAGAAGGUAGAAAUGUGGCAGAGAGAACUAAAUUCCCGAGAUGGAGCUUGGGAAAGAAUAUGUGGCGAGAAGGAUCCUUUCAUCCUGUGCAGUUUGAUGUGGUCUUGGGUGGAGCAGCUCAAGGAGCCUGUGAUAACCAAAGAGGACAUGGACAUGUUGGUUGACAGAUGUGCAGAUGCCUCGGAAGCACUGUUCUUAUUAGAAAAGGGCCAGCAACAAACUAUUCUUUGCGUGUUGCAUUGCAUAGUGAGCCUGCAGACGAUUCCUGCAGAUGUGGAGGAAGCUGUUCUUGCCCGUGCCAUUAAAGCUUUCACUAAGGUUAAUUUUGAUUCUGAAAAUGGACCAAUAGUCUACAACACCCUGAAGAAAAUAUUUAAGCACACACUGGAAGAAAAAAGAAAAAUGACAGAAGAUAGCCCUGGGCCUGGCAUUUAG